GAUCAAUCAUCGGGUCCGCAAAACAACUUCAACAUACGGUAAUAUUGGAUGAUACGUUCUCUCCAGGUCCCAACCACUGAGUACUGAGUCCUGUGUAGCGUUGAGCAAACGAGCUAUCACAGAUUCUGAUGUUACAACUCUGUCAUUCGAGGAAUGUCCGGACGACUCUCCGGACAGUGUGGCGUAUGUAUCAAGCAAAUGGCCUCAAGAUCCACAAGUCUGCACAUAUUAAUGUCGGAGCAGCUGACCGUCUUCAGCUAUUCUCAACCUCCUCGGCUAUGCUCUGGAAGAGCACUUCGCCUUUGCAGAGUCAUGUCAAGAUUGCGGCGGACGGCGGGGUGGACUAUGAAUUUGAUCCUGCGGAUGUCAAAACUGUGGAGACGAUGAAGUUCAGCGAAGAGUCUAUCGGUCUUCACACUCCUAUCGGCCCCGGUUUUAGACGAGUGAACAUCGGCGAUAGUUUCGAUAUCCUGGAUACCAAAUUCAAGAUCUGUCGGAAACUAGGAUGGGGAACUCAUUCCAGUGUAUGGCUUGUAAAGGACGAGUCAGAUUAUUAUGUCGUCGAAGUCCUCACGGAAUACUUCUCAAAGGCGACUUGGAACGGGCAACGAUCAUACUUUGACAUCUUAGAACGAAUACACAAAGAAUGCUCAAAGGAAACCAACAAACAUCCUGGUACUGAUCACGUCGUUCGAGUAAUGUAUGUGUUCGAAUUCGAUGCUCAUCACGCAGCUGCCAUGUUUCAACGUGUGGGGCCGGAUGUCAACAUAAAAAGAUCUUUCCCAUACCGUUCGUUGAAACCUGAUGUGGGAAAGGUGCUUUGCCGCCAGAUUCUUCAAGCUCUUGACAUGCUGCAUCGCGACUGCGAGGUGGUGCAUAUGGACAUCAAGCCGGCCAGUAUUCUCGUUCAAUCCCCGCUUAGCACUCAGGAGAUCUCAGACCUUCUGCUCAAGGAUCCUCCAAUGACAUAUCCCGGAAGCGCAUGGACCUUCAUUUCACGCGAAGAGAUACAACGUCGUCUGCAGCACACUGAGGACGAUUCUAGUGUCCUCCGUCAAGUGUCCGAGCCAGUCAGUCAGCCUCUCCCCGCACCUCCUUUGGAUCGUCCAGACAGCCUGACUUUUAAACUAUCGGAUUUCGGAGAUGCUCAGUUUCUGUCUCAACAAACAUUCGUUGGUCGUAUAUCUCCAUGGGUACGAUCUCCAGAGAUGGUUCUUGACUUGCCGUGGAACGAGAAAACUGAUAUAUGGGCUUUCGGAUGCACCUUGUUCCAACUCCUCACUGCAACCGACCUUAUAUCGAGGAUCCCGGCCUCCGAGAUGGCUCAAUUCGAUGCUAUGUACCUUCAAGCGAUGGCUCGUUCGCUGUCUACCACCUUUCCUUCUGAAAUGCUGGAGGACACUGGGCGAGAAGACUUGAAGCACAUAACCGCUUUUCGUGAUUUGAGAAAACCUCCUCCUGAAUCUCGGCUUGCGUCUGACAUAUGGUUCCGCCUUGCACUGGCUGGAAUCACCGGCAAGGAGCUAGAAGCUAUCUCUUCUUUCCUUAGACGAUGUCUCACGUUAAAUCCAAACGAACGGCCCUCUGCGAAAGAACUUCUCGACGAUCGUUGGUUACAGUAAACCCCCUGAAUGCCCUUCAUUGCGUUUAUAUGAUAUUCUAUUGAUCGGAUUAUUGCAGAUAAGCUCAUCUGCCAUAUGUAUUUUCCUUUGGAUCUCUAUCCAGACCGGUUGAACGAGGUGCUCAGACUCAAAUGCUUAUCCUCACAAAUCUUCCAAGGGCACAAUGGGGACGAUUUCAACAUUCACCGUCGCCCUCUCUCCCCCUCCCCAUCUUAUACCUCACGGCCAAUUUGUUUCUCUACCCUUUAUGACCCGACUCGAAGUCGAUUUUGCACUCAAUGAAGUGCACGCCAGGGUUCGUGACAAGGAUGAGGACCUUCACUUAGAGCCAGUUGGCAUCGGCUUCCCUACAAAUUCUAGGUUUCUUCUCCUUAACAUCAGCGAUGCGGUCGAGAUUUUGGCGUAAAUUAUCAUGCCUGUCACAAGUUGGGGUUCGGAUCCAACUCCAACGUCUGACUGGUUCAUGACGGGCAAGAGAACGAUCAAGGAAUUAUUUCAGAAACGUCGAACUUCCAAAAUGUCAAGAUAGGAAUUGGCACCGUGGAGUUUGCUCGCUUGCGAACGCCCCUAGCCUAAUCCAGAGCACAGACCGAAUGCACCAUCCGAAUAUAGAUCGGUUUAAUGAUGCUGUGUAGCGUGAGCCCUCCACAUUAGCUUUGCUAGACAAUUCACGACACAGUUUAACAACGAUCUUGUCCGAGGUCGUGAACAGGACCCUGUCAAUGUCAUGAUGAGUUGCGUACGUCUUGCGGAAAAGGUCGUGUGGUAGCCUCUCUACUGUUCCUUCAGCUUCCCGAUGAGCUUUGAUAGAAGUUUCAAUUCCAUCGGAGAGAAAGGACUGGAUUGCAUCCUCUCCAUUGCUCUGACCCAUGAUGAUAACGUUCCUCGGUCCUAUCUCAUACGACUCGUCAUAUUUUUUCCAGCUUAAUGAAGGCCUGAUGCCUCCCGGAUGCGACACUGUGACGUGCUACAGACUUGAAGCGGUGAAUGGUCUGCGGGUCUAAUUCUUUCUCCAUGUCCUAGAAGCGUACACGACUUAGAGUGCUCGCCAUAUAUUGCGUUGCCACUUUUCCAGCUUCGUCCAGACGGCGUUUAGAUAUCCUCCUCCACAAUGGUACUUCGAUGCACUUGCGUUU
Molecule: messenger RNA, 2758 nt
Organism: Somion occarium
Lineage: Eukaryota; Fungi; Basidiomycota; Agaricomycetes; Polyporales; Cerrenaceae
Source: the annotation of a GenBank genome assembly